GCUGGUCGUGGAUGAUGCGCUUCCCACUGCGCUCCAACACCUCAGAUCACGUGACUAGCAGGCGCACAAAGCGCAGCCUUUAUAACCGCCUGCUCCGGCAAACGCACACACCCCACCGGCUGCCUGCUUGGCUUUACUGUAUGUUUGACACUAGCAGUAUCCGAGGAGUCAGCUCGUGAUUAUUCCCCCGUAAACCACCAAAACAAGAACAACAACCAACAGACUUUUACUCUCGCUUCCAGUUUUUGGUUUUUCAGUUACUUUAAAUGUUGGUCAGGAGUGAAGGCAGAAACAGCAGACCGGUUUACUCCCAGUGUAAAUGAAUUAUUUUUAUUUCUAUUUUUUUUAUUUCUAUUUUCUUGGCGUCAUGGAUCCGUGCUGGAUAUUUGUAGCGAGAAAAUCAAGAUGUGCUCUUCUACACUCCUAAUACCUCACAUACCUCUCCACUGAGCGUCUCUACAGCCUCAAAAACCAUGAAGCUGGCUUUGCACAGGAUAGCAGGCACCACGGUGAGCACCUUAACAACAGGUGUCCAGUAUUUCGGCUCCAAUGAUGCUACCUACGACGACCCCUCAGCUGACUCGAGGCUGAUCAAGAAUGGAUUCCACUAUGAGAAAACUCACUCUGCUCCCAUCAGCAGCUCCUUUCCCGGGAUUGUCUCUGGAAGCAAGGAGGUCAUUUUCAGCGCCCUCUCUCCCAUUUUUCCCACCAAUGUCUCAGACUUGCUGCUGGGUAAUGCCACUUCUUUGGAGGGCGGAGGAGCGCCACAGUGCGCAGAGAACUUAGCAGACAAUAUGGAGUGUUUUAUGAUCCUCACUCCCGGUCAGCAGCUCGCGGUUGCCAUCUUGGCACUCACUCUGGGUACAUUUACUGUUCUGGAGAACCUCGUGGUGCUGUGUGUGAUCCUGCACUCCCAGACCCUUCGAUCCCGGCCUUCCUACCACUUCAUUGGCAGCCUGGCUGUGGCUGAUCUAAUAGGAAGCAUCAUCUUUGUUUACAGCUUCUUGGACUUCCAUGUCCUCCACCGAAAGGACAGCCACAACAUUUUCCUCUUCAAGCUGGCUGGGGUUAUUGCCUCCUUCACUGCCUCUGUGGGCAGCUUGUUUCUCACUGCAAUAGACCGCUACGUCUCCAUCCACAAGCCUAUGGCGUACAAGCGAAUCAUCACAAAGACUAAAGCUGUCAUUGCAUUCAGCAUGAUGUGGACCAUCUCCAUCGUCAUCUCACUGCUGCCGCUGCUGGGCUGGAACUGCAAGCGUCUUGGGUCAGUCUGCUCGGACAUUUUCCCUCUAAUUGACCAAAAGUACCUGAUGUUCUGGAUUGGGAUGACGAGCAUUUUGCUCUUAUUCAUCAUCUACGCCUAUAUGUUCAUCCUCUGGAAGUCUCAUCACCACGCCGUCCGAAUGCUAAGCCGCACCUCUCAGAGAAGUGUGAUUGUCUACACCGCAGAAGGGGCUAAAGUGCAGACGGUGAGGCCUGACCAAGCCCGUAUGGACCUCCGUCUGGCUAAAACCCUGGUCUUGAUCCUGGUGGCCCUCAUCAUCUGCUGGGGUCCACUCCUAGCCAUCAUGGUUUACGACCUCUUUGGGAAGGUGAACGACUUCAUCAAGACCAUUUUUGCCUUUUGCAGCAUGCUCUGCCUGCUCAACUCCACCGUGAACCCUGUGAUCUACGCCAUGAGGAGCAAGGACCUGCGCAGGGCCUUCCUCAACAUUUGCCAUAUGUGCCGGGGAGCAACACAGACUCUGGACAGCAGCGCUGAGAGUGACUGGAACAUCAAGAGCGUGAGAGCAACAGCAGGCAGGGCGGGGACAGAUGGAGGAAACUGUGCAAAGACUCGAAUUAAAGUAGCCCAGGUUACUGUUUCUGGAGGGACUGACACUUCUGCUGCAGAGCCGGUCUAAUAAAAGACGGUCUAAUCUGCUCAAGACAACUGUGAAGUCAGGAUAGUGUAGAAUAGCCCCCAUCCUCCUAGUGCACUCCUCUGUGACUGUGAAAUGUGCCAAAAUGACUGACAAACAGAACUAAAAGCAAGUUUUUGUUGUUGUUUUUUAAUCUGUAAUGUUAUAAAACUGGAUCCCUGUAGAGUGGAGUGUGAUUAGUCUAAUGAGGGCUGUACUUAUUUCAUUAUGUUCCCAUUUCUGUGAAAAAUGAGUUAUCUGACUGACAAUGGCAAUUUUAUGAAGAAUACUUCAAUUAUUAUUAUAGCUGUAUAUGAAAAAAGGGCAUUUCUCUCCACUGUUACAAAGCAAAUGCUAUGCUUUGUUAUCUUUGCUGUUGUCUGAAUUUUUUUUUUUACAGAUUUAGCAGUAAAGACAAACUGCAUUUGAAGAUUUUCACAUUACAUUAUACGGCAAUAUUGUGGCAGUCAUGCAAGGUGAAAAUGUAUCCAUCCUCAUACAAAAUAGCAGUUUGGAAUAACAGAACAUUGCUGUAAGUAAAAGCAUUUCAUUAAUAAUUUUCAAGUGACUGUUGAUGAUUUUGUAAGUCCAUGAUAUUGUGAAGUUUGUCAGUACCUUAUUUAGUUAUUUAGUUAUUUAUUUUGAAAAGCAAAGUGUUGAAAUAUGAAUGGCCUUUUGAUCAGAUCAAAACUAUAGCCUGUGGUGUUUUGGGAGUGUUGCUUAGCUGCUUUUUUUCACAUCGGCUUACAAAAAAAGAGCAUCUUUUGUACAAAUCUACACUGCCAUAUUCCUGUGAAGCAUACUUUGUGCCACUGUGUCCCAUUCCUGUGUGGAAGAAUGUGCUCGAAAAUGUGAAAUUUGUCUAUUUUUAUCAUAACUUUGUCAACAUGCCUGGUAUCUUUUUCAAUAAAAUGGUGAAAAUCAGCUUAUCAGUACUUAAACUUAUUGCACACAUGUACAAUAUGUCUUUUUUUUCUUUUUCAAAGUCAAAAAUAUAUGCCACUAGCUGGGGUAUUGGAGUGUCACGUG
Oreochromis niloticus (Nile tilapia) is the source of this 2930-nucleotide messenger RNA. RefSeq names its product cannabinoid receptor type 1B. The transcript is spliced from 2 exons. The record is from RefSeq and is a predicted model, not a curated record. Gene Ontology annotation, molecular function: cannabinoid receptor activity. Gene Ontology annotation, cellular component: membrane. NCBI's taxonomy places the organism in Eukaryota, Metazoa, Chordata, Actinopteri, Cichliformes, Cichlidae. Gene Ontology annotation, biological process: G protein-coupled receptor signaling pathway. The coding region runs from base 474 to 1904 and encodes 476 amino acids.